Molecule: messenger RNA, 1125 nt
Organism: Cylicocyclus nassatus
Lineage: Eukaryota; Metazoa; Nematoda; Chromadorea; Rhabditida; Strongylidae
Source: the annotation of a GenBank genome assembly
GUCCCACUCUAUACAUCUUCAUCGUACACUCUGAUUUCACAUCUUCUGCUUGAUUUCCUUCAGAAGACCGUUCCGCCUGUUACAAACGGAAUGAGCUCAUCUCCAAGUACAGUUCAGGCUGAUUCAUUGAACGAAGGUGGUAGUCAGCUCAACGGAAACGUUAGUGAGCCAGAUGCCAAAAAGAGCCGUGUAGCAGAUAACUCCGACGAAAACGAUCAGGGAAGCUCAACAAUGGAUUCGAAUCGCCGUCCUCCGUUCACCAGAUCUCAUAAACUCCAAAAAUCUGGCGGGAAAUUUCACCUUCUUAUCGGUGUCACCGGAAGUGUUGCUGUUAUAAAACUGGAGGAGCUGAUACAGAAGCUGUAUCACAGCUGUCCUGAAAAUAAGCUUAUUAUAAAGGUGGCUGCCACUCAAUCAGCAAUGAACUUGAUCGAAACGCAAGAUUUUGAUAUAGACGAGGUGAUUUAUGAGGACAGAGAUGAGUGGUCUAUGUGGAGAGGACGAGGAGAUCCAGUACUUCAUAUUGAACUGCGGAAGUGGGCGGAUGCUAUGCUGAUCGCCCCUUUGGAUGCAAACACCCUCGCGAAAAUUGCAAUGGGAAUGAACGACAAUCUUGUCACAUCAGUGGUUCGAGCAUGGGAUCCCCGAAAGCCGUUAUAUUUUGCACCAGCCAUGAACACCAUGAUGUGGGAGAAUCCACUUACAUUUCAACACAGAAACACACUGAAGGAUCUUCUUCGAUAUAAGGAAAUUCCUCCGAUGGAGAAGGAAUUGAUGUGUGGAGACUCAGGUAUCGGUGCGAUGGCUUCAACAAAUAUGAUUGCUACUAUAAUUGCAACCGUUGUACGAAAUAGAUUUGCUGUUUACACUCCAUGCGACUCCGAUCCAGCGCCGGACGCUAUAUGAAAGUUUGUUUGUACAUAAAUCUCGUGAAGUUGUACAUGUUUUAGUGAUUGCUAGAGUUCCUCAUCAGUUUCGAUUGCCUUUAUUUCAUCGUCGAUGAUUGUUAUGACCUGUUUCUAUUGUAUUUUCUCAUCCGGUGUCUGCAUCAUGGUGAACAUUUGUGAUCAAAAAGCUUCCUACCGUGUAAAAAGCUUGCUUCUCCAGGAAUGAAGUUCUAUAUCU